This is a messenger RNA of Aureobasidium pullulans EXF-150, 975 nucleotides long. RefSeq names its product dihydrodipicolinate synthetase family protein. The transcript is spliced from 2 exons. Gene Ontology annotation, molecular function: 4-hydroxy-tetrahydrodipicolinate synthase activity. The record is from RefSeq and is a predicted model, not a curated record. Lineage: Eukaryota; Fungi; Ascomycota; Dothideomycetes; Dothideales; Saccotheciaceae. Bases 1 to 975 code for a protein of 324 amino acids.
AUGGCCCCAACAUCAACUCAGGAGAUUAGUGGUGCUAAGCCUGUACCAGCACUGAGCACCGGGACGAAGCUGGAACCAGGCAUCUAUGUUCCGACCGUGGCUUUCUUCAAGGAGGACGAAGAGGUAGACAUCGAGACGACCCGCAAGCACGUUACUAUGUUAGCAGGUAGCGGCAUCAAAGGCAUAGUCACACAUGGCUCUAACGGAGAAGCCGCUCACCUUAGCCAUGAGGAGCGUACAUUGAUUACUCGGACGACUGGACAAGCACUUGACGACUCCGGCAAAAAAGUCAAAAUCGUCGUUGGCUGUGGAGCUCAUUCGACAAGAGAGACCAUAAAGCUUUGCAAGGAUGCUGCCUCUGCAGGCGGUCACGCCGCGCUGGUCCUACCUCCAAGUUAUUUUGCUUCGCUACUGUCUUCGAAGCUUCUCCUUGACCACUUCCGGAAGGUCGCUGACGCCUCGCCCAUUCCCAUUCUGAUCUACAACUUCCCAGCAGUGCAGAGCGGAAUCGACAUGACAUCGGACCAAAUCAUUGAGCUGGCCCAACAUCCAAAUAUCGUAGGCGUCAAACUCACUUGCGGCAACACAGGAAAGCUGGCUCGUGUUGUGGCUGCUACCCACGACUCAGGUUUCUUGACUUUUGGAGGUUCAUCGGAUUUUCUUUUGCAGACUCUUUCGGUGGGAGGUGCCGGUGUGAUAGCUGGCUUGGGCAACCUUGCUCCAGCUAGCAACGUGCAAACAAUGCUCGCAUAUAAGGCUGGAAGGCUCGAGCGUGCACGCGAGACACAAGCGAUUUUGGCGGAAGCGGACUGGGUUGCGAUCAAGGGCGGGUUCGUGGCUGUCAAGAUUGGACUGAACAAGUACUGCGGUUACGGAGGCGAACCGAGAUCGCCGUGUGCCAUGCCCGAGGCCGACAUCCAGUCAGAAACAAAUGUUGGCUUUGCUCGACUGAUUGAGCUUGAGCGCAGUUUCUAG